Messenger RNA from Oppiella nova, 1744 nucleotides. NCBI's taxonomy places the organism in Eukaryota, Metazoa, Arthropoda, Arachnida, Sarcoptiformes, Oppiidae. The record is from the annotation of a GenBank genome assembly.
CAGUACUAAUACAGUAAUAGUUCGCCCAUUUGCACAAUUGAAUGCAAUUGCAUAUCUUUGUGCAAUACUGUAUUCACUUCAUAGUGUUUGUUCGCCACAACAACUGCAAUACCAGUCAAUAGUAUUGAACACUCAUUCAAAUCGGUAUUCAAUAUAACAUUGCGGGCAUUGAGUGGACACUCAUUGUGACACUCAUUGUGACACUCAUUGACACGAUUGACUCGCUGUGUGACAGUCUGUGCGAGUGAUGACCGGUUUCGUGACGUGUGGGCCCAAUGAGGCUCUCGUGGUGUCGGGGUGUUGUCAUCGCCGUCCACUGAUGGUUCCGGGCGGACGUGUGUUCGUGUGGCCCGUCAUCCAGAAGGUGCAGAGGAUAACACUGAACACAAUGACUCUGACCAUAGAGUCCCCGCGCGUAUACACCCAACAGGGAGUUCCCAUAUCCGUGACGGGCAUCGCACAGGUGAAGAUCCAGGGACAGAACGCAGACAUGUUGAGGGCUGCCUGCGAACAGUUCUUAGGCAAGUCUGAGGACGAGAUAAUGAACGUCGCGAGAGAGACACUGGAGGGCCACCAGAGGGCUAUCAUGGCCUCCAUGACCGUCGAGGAGAUCUACAAGAAUAGGAAGAAGUUCUCGAAGAAGGUGUUCGAAGUGGCGUCGAGUGAUUUGGUGGACAUGGGCUUCACUGUGGUCUCCUAUACCAUCAAAGACAUCAGUGAUGAGGAGGGAUACCUGAAAGCCCUGGGAUUGGCGCGAACGGCAGAAGUGAAGAGAGACGCGCGCAUUGGCGAAGCGGAGGCCAAAAGGGAUGCUCUCAUUAAGGAGGCGCUCGCGGAGGAGGAACGGAUGGCCGCCCGCUAUGUCAACGACGCAGAGAUAGCCAAAGCCCAGCGCGACUUCGAGCUCAAGAAGGCUGCCUAUGAUGUGGAGGUGUUCUCCAAGAAGGCUGAGUCGGACCUCUCCUACAAUCUACAGGCGGCCAAAACACGCCAACGCAUCAAAGACGAACAAAUGCAGGUGAAGGUGAUUGAGCGGACGCAGGAGAUCCAGGUGCAGGAACAGGAGAUCGUGCGCAAGGAGAAGGAGUUGGAGGCGACGGUGCGAAAGCCGGCCGAAGCGGAGAAGUACAAGUUGGAGAAGUUGGCGGAAGCGCACAGGAAUAAGAUCAUUAUGGAGGCCGAGGCAGAGGCUGAGGCGCUGCGACUGCGAGGAGAGGCCGAGGCGUUCGCCAUUGAGGCCAAAGCGAAGGCAGAAGCGGAACAAAUGGCCAAAAAGGCGAACGCAUACAAGGAGUACGAGUCGGCCGCCAAAAUCGAUAUGAUUUUGGAAACUCUGCCUAAGAUUGCCGCUGAAGUGGCCGCACCGUUAGCUCAAUGCAAUAAAGUGGUUAUGAUUAGCAAUGGCGACAGUGAGGUGGGCGCCGGCAAACUGACGGGUGAAGUGCUCGACAUCAUCACUAAAGUCCAUGUGGCUGUCUCCCAACUCACGGGAGGCACUCCUUUGGCUAACGUAAGUGGACCUAAGAAUCAUCGCCCGUCCGCUACACUUGUAAACCCAUAACAUGUUUGCCAUCCCUUUCCUCUUAUCCCUUUCCUCUUAUCCCUUUAAUAUUGUUGAAAUGAGUCUCAAUUUAUGAACAAAUUAUACUGUAUAUGAUUAUAUGAUUAUAUGAUUUACAAUAUUUUUAAUGAUUAUGCAUUUUAUUUAUUUAUAUAUUAUUUUGUUAUUUUGAUUAUAAGAAUG